Messenger RNA from Klebsormidium nitens, 1873 nucleotides. The record is from the annotation of a GenBank genome assembly. NCBI's taxonomy places the organism in Eukaryota, Viridiplantae, Streptophyta, Klebsormidiophyceae, Klebsormidiales, Klebsormidiaceae.
CGAGUUUCCCAGAGAGGUGGAAGUCCUGCUUGCACAAGAAGGAAGAAAAGGACGCUACAUAUCUCUCCCCAUACAUUGACGUCUUUUCGAGCAAGCCCGCAGCUCUAUCAAACGAACCAAGGUUAUCAAGCGUAGCUCGCGUAGCCCCUUUCGCAACCUCACACCCUAAUUCAGCGGAAAGAACGCAUCAAAGGAGCGCGGGAGUGCGAAGUCAGCGCUAAAAGCUCAUACCUCCGCUUGUCAGUAUAUGCUAGGGAGGCCCCCUUGGUUGAGAUAUCCAGUUUGUCAUGAGUAGAGGCAAGGGUUUGGCAGAGCAGGACCUGAAGAAGUUGAACGUCGAGAAAUUGAACCCCCUGUCGCCGGAGGUGAUUAGCAGGCAGGCCACUAUCAAUAUUGGCACCAUUGGCCAUGUGGCUCACGGCAAAUCGACAGUGGUCAAGGCAAUUUCUGGUGUGCAGACUGUUCGCUUCAAGAAUGAGCUUGAGAGGAACAUCACAAUCAAGCUGGGUUAUGCCAAUGCGAAGAUCUACAUGUGCGAGGAUGACAAGUGCCCUAGGCCCAUGACGUACAAGGCGUAUGGCAGCGGGAAGGAGGAUACACCACUCUGCGAUGUCCCGGGCUUUGAGGACAAGAGGAUGAAGUUGCUGCGCCACGUUUCCUUUGUGGAUUGCCCAGGACACGACAUUCUCAUGGCUACGAUGCUGAACGGUGCUGCCAUCAUGGACGGCGCCUUGCUGCUGAUUGCCGGCAACGAAACGUGCCCUCAGCCCCAGACCUCAGAGCAUCUGGCGGCUGUGGAGAUCAUGAAGCUGAAGCACAUCAUCAUCCUGCAAAACAAGAUCGAUCUAAUCCAGGAGUCUGCGGCUGUGAACCAGCAUGAAGCAAUUGAGAAGUUUAUUCAGGGAACAAUCGCCGACGGUGCUCCAGUGGUGCCCAUCUCGGCUCAGCUCAAGUACAACAUCGACGUGGUGUGUGAGUACAUCGUGAACAAGGUCCCGGUGCCCAUCCGGGAUUUCACCUCCUCCCCCAACAUGAUCGUCAUCCGCUCGUUCGAUGUCAACAAGCCCGGAUCUGAGGUGGACGAGAUUCAGGGAGGAGUAGCAGGAGGCAGUAUUCUCCGGGGCGUCUUGAAGGUCGGCCAGAAGAUCGAGGUGCGGCCCGGCAUCGUGACCAAGGACGCGGAGGGCAACCCCAAGUGCACGCCCAUUUUUAGCCGCAUCAAGACGCUCUUCGCGGAGCAGAACGAGCUGCAGUACGCGGUGCCUGGGGGGCUCAUCGGGGUGGGCACGACGAUCGACCCGACGCUGACGCGAGCGGAUCGGCUGGUGGGACAAGUCCUGGGGGAGGUCGGGGAGCUGCCCGACGUGUUCACGGAGCUCGAGGUCAACUUCUUCUUGCUGAGGCGGUUACUCGGUGUGCGGACAAAGGGCAGCGAGAAGCAAGGAAAGGUGGCCAAGCUGGCCAAGGGAGAGGUUCUCAUGCUUAAUAUCGGGUCCAUGUGCACGGGGGCACGGGUGCUGGCCGUGAAGAGCGAUCUAGCAAAGCUGCAGCUGACGUCACCAGUGUGCACGAGAGAAAAGGAGAAGAUCGCACUUAGCCGAAGAGUAGAGAAGCAUUGGCGGCUCAUUGGGUGGGGUCAGAUUCAAACUGGUGUGAAGCUUGAUAUUCCUCCGGUGUCUUUCUAAACACGCAGGGAUUAGUUUGUGUACAGUAUAAACGCAGGUCAGAACGCAAGUAUUGAGCCAGGGUGUAGUGCCUAGUUCUCUCCUCAUUCUACCCUUUCUCGUGGUGAUCUCAGCCAAACCCUCAUCUCCUAAAUAAUCUGCAAUGAAUCGAUAACUCAUUUUGUUGCUUAACAUGUCAUCAACAGAAG